AGAAAACCUUUGGCGGCAUCAACUUCUCGUAGCAGAAUUGGAGGGGCAGAAUCAAUUCGGUGCACAUAAAGCUGGCAAGAUGAUAUCGCGAUUCAUCACCGAGGUGAACACCAAGUUCAACCCAUUCUCCGCGAGCUCUAAAGCUACGCGCCUCUUCCUCACUACCCUUCCUCCGAAUGCUCGAUCAAGCGGCAUGAAAAUAAAUACCACUCUUCUCCCGCGAACAUCAACGGCACCGGCCACUCUUAGCGUAAAAUUCAAGGAUGGGAAGCUAAUGAAUCUGGACGGCGAGAAACUAGGCAUAAAAGGCAUAGUCGAGGAAGUCGAUAGACACUCGAGAGUGUUACAGAAGCAAGCAGCCCUUACAGACGGUUAAUAAUCCAAUAUCUACAAUUUUUAUCACGUCUAUUCUAUGCGCAUUGGGCGGCGUACUAUUUUGAAUCUGGGCAUAUCAAAGG
Messenger RNA from Hypoxylon trugodes, 458 nucleotides. RefSeq names its product putative ribosomal protein YmL44, mitochondrial. Gene Ontology annotation, molecular function: structural constituent of ribosome. NCBI's taxonomy places the organism in Eukaryota, Fungi, Ascomycota, Sordariomycetes, Xylariales, Hypoxylaceae. The transcript has 3 exons. The record is from RefSeq and is a predicted model, not a curated record. Bases 80 to 376 code for a protein of 98 amino acids. Gene Ontology annotation, cellular component: mitochondrial large ribosomal subunit.